Molecule: messenger RNA, 1289 nt
Organism: Aspergillus nomiae NRRL 13137
Lineage: Eukaryota; Fungi; Ascomycota; Eurotiomycetes; Eurotiales; Aspergillaceae
Gene: mpkA
Product: mitogen-activated serine/threonine-protein kinase SLT2
Exons: 5
Coding region: 24-1289 (421 amino acids)
Biological process (GO): protein phosphorylation; intracellular signal transduction
Cellular component (GO): nucleus; cytoplasm
Molecular function (GO): protein serine/threonine kinase activity; ATP binding
Source: RefSeq, a predicted model, not a curated record
CUUUCCAUCGCCCCUCCGAAACCAUGUCUGAUUUACGAGGACGUAAGAUCUUCAAGGUCUUCAACCAGGAUUUUAUUGUGGAUGAACGAUACAAUGUCACUAAGGAACUUGGUCAAGGUGCAUAUGGUAUUGUCUGUGCCGCCACGAACAUUCAAACCGGUGAAGGUGUCGCUAUCAAGAAAGUCACCAAUGUCUUCAGCAAGAAGAUCUUGGCUAAGCGCGCCUUGAGAGAAAUCAAGUUACUUCAACAUUUCCGAGGCCACCGCAAUAUCACUUGUCUCUAUGACAUGGACAUUCCGCGCCCAGAUAACUUCAACGAAACAUAUCUGUAUGAGGGUAAGGCCGCCCCCCUGAACAUGGUCCACGCACAGCUACUGAUAUCAUUUCCUUGCCCAGAGUUGAUGGAGUGUGAUCUCGCCGCUAUUAUCCGUUCCGGACAACCCUUGACCGAUGCCCACUUCCAGUCCUUUAUUUAUCAGAUUCUGUGUGGCCUGAAGUACAUCCACUCGGCCAAUGUUUUGCAUAGAGAUUUGAAACCCGGAAACUUGCUGGUCAAUGCCGAUUGUGAACUCAAGAUUUGCGAUUUCGGAUUGGCGCGUGGUUUCUCGAUUGAUCCGGAAGAGAACGCAGGUUACAUGACCGAAUAUGUCGCGACAAGAUGGUAUCGUGCUCCGGAAAUCAUGUUGAGCUUCCAGAGUUAUACUAAAGCUAUCGACGUGUGGUCUGUGGGCUGCAUCUUGGCCGAACUCCUCGGCGGCCGUCCCUUCUUCAAGGGUCGUGACUAUGUCGACCAGCUCAACCAGAUCCUGCACUACCUGGGCACCCCGAACGAGGAGACCCUGAGUCGCAUUGGCUCUCCCCGGGCCCAGGAGUACGUUCGGAACUUGCCUUUCAUGCCCAAGAUCCCCUUCCAGCGCUUGUUCCCCAGUGCCAACCCCGAUGCGCUUGACUUGCUUGACCGCAUGUUGGCCUUCGACCCCUCACGAGCGACGUGCCCCACAACCUUCGAUUUCCACUUCGAAGUGGUGGACGACGUACAGGAGAUGCGUCGUAUGAUCUACGAGGAAGUCGUGCGCUUCCGUGCCGUCGUCCGGCAGCAGUCCCAGGCGCAGGCCGCCGCUGCUGCGCAACAGCAGCAGAUCGCCCAGCAGACCAACGUCCCGAUCCCCGAGAACCAGCAGGGCGUCUGGAAGCAAGAGGAGCCCAAGCCUCAGGAGGCGCUCGCCGCGGGCGGUGGCGUUCACAACGAUCUGGAAUCGUCCCUGCAGCGUGGAAUGGACGUACAAUAA